ACAAAUUAAGGUGGACAUGGUUGGGUAAAUGUGAGGGUGCAUUUGGGGCAGAAUUGUAACUUGGAAUUUGCAAUGAAUUGAAUGCGUUGACACGAAACCUAGAAAGUUGAAUUGUGUGCAACUCAGUUUUUCAUUCUCUGAAAUAUUGAAUUAAUUUCUUGGGGUUUGCAAUUUCCAUUUCAAUGUCCACCAAUCCCCACAAAGGUGGCUCCUUCUACGGUGAUGCUGCUCAUUAUCGAUCCAGUGAGGGACUUACCACCCGACCCGUUGCAUCGUCGGAUGAAAUCCAACUGCAUAUCGACCCGGGCAUCGACUUCGACGACGAAAUCACCGGUCUUCGUGGCCAAGUUAGAAGAUUGAGAAAUGUUGCUGAAGAUAUUGGUACAGAGGUCAAGUAUCAGAGGGAUUUUCUGGAACAAGUGCAAUUGACAAUGAUAAAAGCUCAAGCUGGAGUGAAGAAUAAUUUAAGAAGAUUGAACAAGAGCAUCGUCCGAAAUGGUGCCAACCAUGUUGUUCACGUGAUUGUUUUUGCAUUAAUCUGUUUCUUUAUAGUAUACCUCUGGUCAAAGGUGUCCAGAAAAUGAUGGCUCGUACCUGAAAGAUUUUACUCAGGGCCUUCUUGGGAUUACUCACCAGUCACUGUUAUGCCCUAAUCUUCUUGUACAUAAAAGCUACUCUACCUGUUGCAGUUUACUGAUAAAAAUUCUUCGACUUCCGAAUUAUGUUUCUUGGUCGAAGCAGUAAUUUCUUUAAGCUGUGUAACAGAAAGGAUAAUUUGUUUGUUUAGUAGAUCGCAAAAUCCUCUUUUCUCUUCAAAAUAUAAUGUUUAUAUUUGAUAAA
Vigna unguiculata (cowpea) is the source of this 840-nucleotide messenger RNA. Its product is annotated as bet1-like protein At4g14600. The record is from RefSeq and is a predicted model, not a curated record. NCBI's taxonomy places the organism in Eukaryota, Viridiplantae, Streptophyta, Magnoliopsida, Fabales, Fabaceae.